This is a messenger RNA of Lingula anatina, 1990 nucleotides long. RefSeq names its product ciliogenesis-associated TTC17-interacting protein. The record is from RefSeq and is a predicted model, not a curated record. NCBI's taxonomy places the organism in Eukaryota, Metazoa, Brachiopoda, Lingulata, Lingulida, Lingulidae. Gene Ontology annotation, biological process: actin filament polymerization; cilium organization.
AGGCGGCCAUUUUGUUUUCAUUUAUCAAGACUAAUUUUUAUUUUGCAUGCGAGAAUUAUUGAUUAUUCUACUCAGAAGACAGCAUCGUGUGUCAUGAUUCGACAAAUGGGUUUCUAAGUCUAUUAAACAGUCUGUGGCCAGUGAUACUGAGGAUAUCAUAUGUGAAAGAUGAGCGCAAUUACAGGAAUAAGCCAAAUAAGCUCAGUUACCCUGAGUUCAGCAGAACAAGCUCAGCAGGCUCCACCAGCAGAACUUCCCAAGGCAAGCGAGGACUGCAUUCUGUUCUUGGAAAAUAUAGAUGAUGACGACUACAAGUACCUUAUGUUUGGUGACUCACUGGUGACAGUGUCUGAUACCGGCCGGGAGCUGGGAGAGUUCACCGUCACCAUAGAGCCAGUGAAGCGGGAUGAGCAGCACGUAUUUCUGAUUCAUGCUAACAGCCACGGUGCCAUAGAUGGCGUGCCGUGUGGGACGUCCAUCACGGCAUAUGUUUCUAAGAAACUGGAGACCAUAGAGCAGCAGCACCAUGAAUAUGUGAAGUUGGAGAAUCAUCCUUUAGACAGAAAAACAUUUAUAGUGAAGCAAGAUGAUGGGUUUGUUAUCAACAGGGUCAUCACACAAGGGGAGGAUGUCCAGAGAACAGCACAAACUUACAAAUUUGACGACAUGGCAGGGUUUAUAUCUGAAGGCUCCAACCUGCUCCUCCAGAGACUGUUUAUCAAGAAGGGAGUUCCAGACCUGUUUGAAUGUUUAUCAUUUGACUCGGACCUGAACCUGUGCACUGCACCCUAUAGAGCCUUAGAGGAGAGGAAGCAGAUAGUGGAUAACCAAGACAUUGUGGUUCAUGGCAUUGAGAGGACCAUUAACUCUAUCAGUGAUCUGCCUACAACAUGGCAGUCCUACUUUACCAAAGAUGGACAUUUGACAAACCGUGUGCAGGUUGGAUCUCCAGUCACCAUGAGGUUAACUAGAGUCCCCACACCUAUAGAACCUGAUGAGGAACCAGAGAAGCCAACAUUUGGCAAGCAGCCUCUGAACUGGGAGGAAGACAUGGAGAUGUAUUCUAAAUUCCUGGACAGAAAGGAGCAGCUGGUGAAUGAUCAUACUGUUUACAUGAAGAAGCAUCCAGAGCUCAAGGCUCUCCUGGCAGACUUUACACAAUUCUUGUUGCUACGGAAACCUGAUGACGUCAUAUCAUUUGCUGCGGACUAUUUCUCCUCUUUCUCCACCACUAUGAAGUCAGCUUCUCCGUAUCUGAAGUCUGCAGAACCCACCAUGUUCCCGAUGAGCAGGACAAAUACUAAAAUUGAGAAACUAGCACAAGUCAAGGCAUCUGGAAAUUUGUAAAAAAAAAUAUUCGAUUUAAAUGAUUUAGCUUGAAGCUUUGGGGAAACAGUUAACAGUAAAUUAUAGAUAUUCAAGAAUGUGACAUCUUGAUAUAAGCCAUGACAACAGAAGGUCAUAGUAUCAUUAAGUUUUAGUACGGCGACUUCAUAAACGUAAUGAACAGUGUUAUGACCUCGUGAUGAAUGUGCGAGCACCGACUUCAUAAAUGUGGUGUUGUACCUGGUGACUUGCACCACUGUUGUUAUGGAGAUGGGUGUGACGUAAUAUAUAUGAAGUUGUAUGACGUACUUAAAAUGACAAUUUGAUCUUGUAUGAAAUGGUCAAAAACAUACCUAGAUGAAAAUGUCUGAAUUGCGAAAUGUGAAAAAAAGUUGAAAAAAAAUUUGGAAAAGAAGAAAAUGACUGAUUUCCCGGGCUACCUGUCUGAACUCUCGUAGGCGGCGCUGUGUUCAUAUAAGCCUUCAGUGGAUUUGAAGUCGAGAGAACAGUGGCGGUUCUAGAGCUUCAUUGACUUUCACGACCCCGACUGCGGACUUUGAAUACAUUGUAAGGCUUCUGUUGUCGUGACCGAAUUCUAACACUGAUGUGUUCAUUGGAAAUUAUGAAUACUUUUAGAUCCUCUUUUUAACCUAGCAAAUUUGCA